Chroicocephalus ridibundus (black-headed gull) is the source of this 4569-nucleotide messenger RNA. RefSeq names its product bromodomain containing 4 (gene BRD4). The record is from RefSeq and is a predicted model, not a curated record. Gene Ontology annotation, biological process: regulation of DNA-templated transcription; chromatin remodeling. The coding region runs from base 326 to 4474 and encodes 1382 amino acids. Gene Ontology annotation, cellular component: nucleus; chromatin. The transcript is spliced from 22 exons. Lineage: Eukaryota; Metazoa; Chordata; Aves; Charadriiformes; Laridae.
CCCCCUCCCCCCUUCCCUCCUCCUCCCCCCGCCGCCGCUCCGGGAUUCCACCAGCCCUCAGGUUCCCCCCGGCCCCGGCGGGAGGACGGCUCGCCCGGGCCGGCUUGGCCCCCUCCCGCUGCCGCCGCUUCAGAUCUUUCUUUCAAUAGUAGCUUCGAAAAUGAAGGUCAGAGGGUUCAGCUGGUGAAGAAGAACCGAACACCUCGAAGGGUCAACUCUCGAUUUCAGAUACGGUAUCUAAAGGCAUUUGUGCCUGAAGCCACGGAAGAUAGAUGGACAAGCCAAGCAACUUCUGACUCUGCAUCAUUUUCUGGGGCAAAAUUUUAUGGCAAUGUAUCCUACAAGGGUGUCCGGUGAGGAAUGCAAUGGGAUCAAUAGCAUGUCGGCGGAGAGCGGCCCUGGAACGAGACUGAGAAAUUUGCCGGUAAUGGGAGAUGGACUGGAAACCACCCAAAUGUCUACGACGCAGUCACAGGCUCAACCCCAACAAGGCAGUGCUGUAGGCGUUAAUCCCCCUCCACCGGAGACCUCCAACCCCAACAAACCCAAGCGAAUGACCAACCAGCUGCAGUAUCUGCUCAAGGUGGUGCUGAAGACGCUAUGGAAGCACCAGUUUGCGUGGCCUUUCCAGCAGCCUGUGGACGCCGUCAAGCUGAACCUCCCUGAUUAUUAUAAGAUAAUUAAAACUCCGAUGGAUAUGGGAACAAUAAAGAAACGCUUGGAGAAUAACUACUACUGGAACGCUCAAGAAUGUAUCCAGGAUUUUAACACGAUGUUUACAAACUGCUACAUCUACAAUAAGCCAGGGGAUGACAUAGUCUUAAUGGCAGAAGCUCUAGAAAAGCUUUUCCUGCAGAAAAUCUCCGAAAUGACCCAGGAGGAAACGGAAAUCGUUAUAGCCCAGACGAAAGGACGAGGACGCGCGAGGAAGGAAGCAGUGACAUCCAAACCAGGAUCAUCGACGGUACCGAACGCAACCCAAGCAUCCUCCCCGGCGCAGACGCAGGCGCCGCAGCAGAACCUCCAGUCGGUGCAGACGACUCAUUCCUUUCCUUCCGUCACCCCCGACCUCAUCGUCCAGACGCCCGUCAUGACGAUGGUGCCUCCUCAACCUCCUGCGCCACCUCCACCGGCCCCCCAGGCCCCCGCGCCGCCGGCCCCGGCUCCCCAACCCAUCCAGCCUCACCCUCCCGUUAUCCCAACGCCCGCCCAGCCCGUGAAGACAAAAAAAGGGGUGAAGAGGAAAGCAGACACCACCACGCCGACGACCAUCGACCCAAUCCAUGAAUCGUCAUCGUUGCCCGCCGAACCCAAGUCCACCAAGCUGGGUCCGCGUCGGGAAAGCAGCCGCCCGGUGAAGCCUCCAAAGAAGGACGUUCCAGACUCUCAACAGCACGUGGUAGAAAAGAGUAGCAAAAUCUCCGAGCAGUUAAAAUACUGCAGCGGCAUCAUCAAAGAGAUGUUCGCCAAGAAACACGCUGCCUACGCCUGGCCCUUCUACAAACCUGUGGAUGUGGAAGCACUGGGACUGCACGAUUAUUGCGAUAUCAUUAAACAUCCCAUGGAUCUGAGCACAAUCAAAUCUAAACUGGAGAACCGGGAAUACCGAGAUGCUCAGGAAUUUGCGGCCGACGUCCGAUUGAUGUUCUCCAAUUGCUAUAAGUACAACCCCGCCGAUCACGAGGUGGUGGCCAUGGCACGGAAACUGCAGGACGUGUUCGAGAUGCGCUUCGCCAAGAUGCCGGAUGAACCAGAAGAACCUGUGAUUCCAGCUUCUUCUCCCGUGGUGGUGCCGCCUCCCACCAAGGUGGCUCCCCCUUCGUCUAGCGACAGCAGCAGCGAUAGCUCCUCCGACAGCGACAGCUCGUCGGAUGACUCCGAGGAAGAGCGAGCUCAGCGGUUAGCGGAGCUCCAGGAACAGCUUAAAGCGGUGCACGAGCAGCUCGCAGCCCUGUCCCAGCCCCAGCAGAACAAACCAAAGAAAAAAGAGAAAGACAAGAAGGAGAAGAAGAAGGAGAAGCACAAAAAGAAGGAGGAGCUGGAAGACGCCAAGAAGAGCAAAGCCAAGGAACCGCCAACCAAGAAGGCCAAGAAAAGCAACAGCAACAGCAGUACCUCCAGUAGUAAGAAGGAGCCGGUGGCGGUGAAGAACAGCAAACCCCCUCCCGCCUACGAGUCGGAGGAGGAGGAGAAGUGCAAGCCCAUGUCCUACGAGGAGAAGCGGCAGCUCAGCCUGGACAUCAACAAACUGCCCGGCGAGAAGCUUGGUCGCGUCGUCCACAUCAUCCAGUCGCGAGAGCCCUCGCUCAAGAACUCCAACCCCGACGAGAUCGAGAUCGACUUCGAGACCUUGAAACCAUCCACCCUGCGGGAGCUGGAGAGAUACGUCACGUCCUGUUUGCGCAAGAAGAGGAAACCUCAAGCGGAGAAAGUGGACGUCGUCGCCGGCUCCUCGAAAAUGAAGGGAUUUUCCUCCUCCGAGUCCGAGAGCAGCAGCGAGUCCAGCUCCUCCGACAGCGAAGAUUCGGAAACAGAAAUGGCACCGAAAUUGAAGAAAAAAGGGCAUUCGGGGCGAGAACAAAAAAAGCAUCACCAUCACCACCAUCAACCGGUGCAGCAGCAACCGCCGCCGCCGCAGCCCCCUCCACCACCGCAGCCGCAGCAGCCCCCUCCGCCCCCGCCGCCACCGCAGCCGUUACCGCCGCAGCCGUUACCACCCCAGCAGCCCCCGCCGCCGCCCCCGCCGCCGCCCGUCCCUCAACAAGCUCCUCCGCCAAUGAAGUCUUCUCCUCCGCCUUUCGUCCCCACGCAAGUCCCCGUCCUGGAGCACCCGCUGCCGGGGAACAUGUUCGACACCAUGACGCAUUUCACCCAACCCAUCAUGCACCUCCCUCAACCGGAGAUGCCGCCCCAUCUCCCCCAGCCGCCCGAGCACAGCACUCCUCCCCACCUCAACCAGCAUGCCGUGGUGUCUCCUCCAGCUUUGCACAACGCUCUGCCUCAGCAGCCCUCGAGACCCAGUAACCGAGCCGCGGCGUUACCCCCGAAGCCUUCGCGUCCACCGGCCGUCUCGCCGGCCAUCAGCCAGCAGCCCAUGCUUCCUCAGCCGCCUCUGCCCCAGCCUCCCCAGGUCCUGCUGGAGGACGAAGAACCUCCUCCGCCGCACCACAACCUGCCUCUGAGCACCAGCCAGAUGCAGCUCUACCUUCAGCAGCUGCAGAAAGUGCAGCCGCAGACUCCUCUUCUCCCUUCAGUGAAGGUCCAGUCGCAACCGCAGCCGCCCCUGCAGCCGCCGGCUCACCCCGCGGUGCAGCAGCUGCAGCACCAGCCGCCGCCGCGGCCCAUGCACAUGCAACCCAUGCCCUUCCCAUCCCACAUCCCCCAACCCCAACCGCCGCCGCAGCAACAUCCGCCCCCGCAGCCGCCCCCGCCGCCCCCGCCGCCGCAGCCGGCCAAACCGCAGCAGGUCAUCCAGCAUCACCCGUCGCCGCGGCACCAUAAGCCUGAUCCCUACUCGACCGGUCACUUGAGGGAAGCCCCUUCCCCUCUCAUGAUGCAUUCCCCACAGAUGCCGCAGUUCCAGGGUUUGGUCCACCAGUCGCCACCUCAACAAACUAUCCAGCCAAAAAAACAGGAGAUGCGAGCCGCCUCCGUCGUCCAGUCGCAGCCCAUGGUGGUGAAGGAGGAGAAGAUGCAUUCGCCCGUCAUCCGUAACGAGACCUUCAGUCCCCCGUUGCGGCAAGAUCCGCCGAAACACCCGGAGAGCAUCAAACCGCCCGCGCACAUCCCGCAACGGACGGAGAUGAAACCCAUGGAGGGGGGCCGACCCGUCAUCAGACCCCCGGAGCAAAACCCCCCACCGCCGGGAGUGCAGGAAAAAGAUCGGCAGAAACAGGAGCCGAAAACACCCGUCGCCCCCAAAAAGGACCUGAAGAUCAAAAAUAUGGGUUCCUGGGCGAGCUUGGUCCAGAAACAUCCCACCACUCCAUCCUCCACGGCAAAGUCCUCCAGCGACAGCUUCGAGCAGUUCAAGAGGGCGGCGCGGGAGAAGGAGGAGCGGGAGAAGGCGCUGAAGGCUCAGGCGGAGCAGGUGGAAAGGGAGAAGGAGCGGCUGAGGCGGGAGCAGGAGAGGAUGAGGAGCCGGGAGGACGAGGACGCCAUGGAGCAGGCGCGCCGGGUGCACGAGGAGGUGCGGCGGCGCCAGGAGCAGCAGCAGCAGCAGCAGCAGCAGCAGCAGCAACAGCAGCAGCAGCAGCAGCAGCAGCAGCAGCAGCAGCAGCAAGCGGCGGCGGCAGCGGCGGCGCCCCAAGCCCAGAGCUCGCAGCCCCAGUCCUCCCAGUCCAUGCUGGAUCAGCAGCGGGAGAUGGCCAGGAAGCGGGAGCAGGAACGGAGGCGCCGGGAAGCGAUGGCGGCGACGAUCGACAUGAAUUUCCAGAGCGAUUUACUGGCAAUAUUCGAAGAAAACCUUUUCUAACGGCGCCCGGAGCUUUUUGGUUCAUUUCCUCCCGAUUUGACUCUUUCAAAGAAAAAAGAAAAAAAAAAAAAAAAAAACGGGAAAAAAAAAACAAA